GGGCUCGUUUAAGAGAUGCCCAUAUAUGGAUCGUGUGAAAUUUGGGAAAGAGACUGGGUUUCUGUAGUUUCUCGAUCGAGUGCGCAGCGUUGUAAAAAGGGGCGAAAAAUGACUACUUAUACAGAUAAAGGGGAGAAGCCUGAGGCUGGUUCCUUUGUUGCCUUUGAUCAUGUCACAUUUUGGGUAGGAAAUGCCAAGCAGGCAGCCUCAUAUUACUGCAACAAAAUGGGAUUUGAGCCAUUUGGGUACAAAGGACUGGAGACUGGUUCAAGAGAAGUUGUGUCACAUGCUGUCAAACAGGACAAGAUCAUUUUUGUAUUCCAGUCUCCUCUCAAUCCAUCAGGAGAGAUAACAGAAAUUAUGGGAAAGCACCUGAUGUUACAUGGUGAUGGAGUAAAAGAUGUUGCUUUUGAAGUGGAGGAUUGUAUAGCUCUUUACAAGGCUGCCAUUAAACGUGGUGCCAUAUCUGUCCGUGAGCCCUGGGAGGAGACAGAUGGAGGGGGCACUGUCACUUUUGCUACUGUUCAAACUUAUGGGGACACCACACACACAUUCGUUGAAAGAAAGGAGUUUAACGGGCUCUUCCUUCCAGGCUACAAACCUCCAGUAACCAAAGAUUGUCAUCUUUCUAAGUUACCACCAGGCAAACUGUGUUUUAUUGAUCACGUUGUUGGAAAUCAACCUGAAGAUGCUAUGGUUUCUAUUGCUGAAUGGUAUGAGAAAAACUUGAAGUUUCACAGGUUUUGGUCAGUGGAUGAUGAACAGAUUCACACAGAGUACAGCUCUCUCAGGUCAAUUGUGGUUACAAACUGGGAGGAAACAAUUAAGCUGCCACUCAAUGAACCAGCUCCUGGGAAAAGGAAGAGCCAGAUACAGGAGUAUGUUGACUAUUAUGGAUCAGCUGGAGUUCAACAUAUUGCCCUCAAUACUUCUGACAUCAUCUCAGCUAUAACGAAUUUGAAGGAGAGAGGAAUGGAGUUCCUAGUAAUUCCUGACACAUAUUAUGACAAUCUCCGUGCUCGGCUUAAGGAUGCACCCAUCAAGAUUAAAGAGGAUCUGAAUGUGCUUCAAGAACUGAAGAUUUUAGUCGACUUUGAUGACAAGGGUUACCUACUACAGAUUUUCACAAAACCUAUGCAAGACAGGCCGACUCUGUUCUUGGAAGUUAUACAAAGGUACAAUCACCAGGGGUUUGGAGUCGGAAACUUCAAGUCGCUUUUUGAAGCAAUCGAGCUGGAUCAAGAGAAAAGAGGAAACCUUCACUAGCUGGUUAAUUGAAGAGACAACAGAAACUUUGACUUCGCGUUUCAAACUUGAUGUGACUUGAUCUCUUAAAACUAAUCGUACAUAAUUAUAAUCAUCAUCAUCAUUAUCGUUCCAUUGAAAACAAAAAACGCAAAUGCCUUGAUUGAAAAGUACGGAGUCAUUACACAGCUGGGUUUUGAAUUGAAUAGACCCACAAAUUAGGCAGAGUAUAGCACACGUGCUUGCUCGCUUGCGCGAGCGCGAGCGCGCGUGUGUGUGCGAGUACAUGGGUGUUAGGGGGAUAUGGUAGUCUUCAAAUUAGGGUAUUUUUAUUAACGGUCGAUAAAUUUAAGGCAAAUACUUCGUAAGUUAAGGCAACGUUUUUUAAAAGCGACAUUAUUGAUAUUUUAAGGGGAAAUGGACUUUGUCAACAUAGAGUUGAAGUCAGACAUGCUCUAUGUCAAUAAAUAUUUGUCCAAAAUUAAAUUCCGUUUCCACAGUUUUUAAGGGUGAUUUCACCUCUCUUCGCAAUUCUAAGCUGUUAACGUAAAAGUUAGGAAAAAAGAAUAUCACACAACCAACGAAAUCUCGACUGAAUAAAGAAAAGAUCAUUGCAAAGCA
This is a messenger RNA of Orbicella faveolata, 1866 nucleotides long. RefSeq names its product 4-hydroxyphenylpyruvate dioxygenase-like. Gene Ontology annotation, biological process: L-tyrosine catabolic process. Gene Ontology annotation, cellular component: Golgi membrane; endoplasmic reticulum membrane. The record is from RefSeq and is a predicted model, not a curated record. Gene Ontology annotation, molecular function: 4-hydroxyphenylpyruvate dioxygenase activity. NCBI's taxonomy places the organism in Eukaryota, Metazoa, Cnidaria, Anthozoa, Scleractinia, Merulinidae.